Messenger RNA from Malaclemys terrapin pileata, 3346 nucleotides. Its product is annotated as diacylglycerol O-acyltransferase 1-like. Gene Ontology annotation, biological process: triglyceride biosynthetic process. The transcript has 3 exons. Bases 1833 to 3263 code for a protein of 476 amino acids. Gene Ontology annotation, molecular function: diacylglycerol O-acyltransferase activity. NCBI's taxonomy places the organism in Eukaryota, Metazoa, Chordata, Testudines, Emydidae. Gene Ontology annotation, cellular component: endoplasmic reticulum membrane. The record is from RefSeq and is a predicted model, not a curated record.
UGCCGUCAAUAGGGGGCUAGGAGGGGGAGCUCCCCUCGGGCGGGGGGACCCCCCCAAUACUCAGUGGUGUGCCUGGGGGACCCCCCAAUACUCAGUGGUGUGCCUGGGGGACCCCCCAAUACUCAGUGGUGUGCUGCAAAGACACAGUGUAUAACAGCUUUAUUUCUAAACCAAAUGGACCCACUGCUUCCUGCUUCCCCCCCCCAUCACCAGCUCUGCCCCUCCCAUUGCACCCAGGCUGGCCCCUGGGGACACCAGCUGCCCUCUGGGGAUACCAGGCCCCUGGCUCUUCCCAAUGCCCACAUCCCUUCCCGCUGCCCCCCCGGUCCAGACGGGCAGUUUGCAUUUGGGUUGAAUCCAGCCUUGGUCUGGGACAGGUUGAGUCGUGAUGUCAUGAAAUGCCCGCAUGAGACAACGCCACCCCCUUGCUGUGGCAUAAUAACAUUGCACUGGCAGGAGGUAGUGUUCAGGCUAACCUCCAACAGCCCUGCAUGCAGGACCACUCCGGUGAAAUCAGGACAGUCACGUAAAAGCCCGGCCUUUUGGGAACCUCUCGCUUCACUACAAAGUUGUGAAGAAAGGACCUGGGAAUGACAUGUUGCACAGAAGAGUUCAUCGGGCUGUACAGACACGUAGGAAGACAGUCCCUGCCCCAAAGAAGUUACAGUUUGUUUAGAUUUUUAAAAUCUUGGGAGAAAUUCUGGCAAAAUUCUCAUUGACUUUAAUGGGACUAGAUUUUCAUCCCUAGUGAAUUUAAAUUAAAACUAAAAACAUAUCAUUCAGAAGCUUUAGACUGCUCUGUCUAAUUUGAUGGCAGGUCUCUUCAGUGGAGCUGGUUGGCAUGAGAACAUACCUCCAUCCCAUAAACUGUACUGGCUUCCCUCAUGCAAGUUAUUUUUAAUUUAACGUAAAGCCCUCUGGCCUAGAAUCUCAAAGGUAUUUAGGCGCCUCACUCCCAUGGGGGUGAAGUGUCUCGAUACCUUUGAGGAUCUGGGCGUGAUUUGGCAUUUGUCUGUUUUAGAGUGUGGCCAUCUCCUUUGUGAUGGCUGAAAUCAGCUGGAGUGUUUUUGCUGACUGUCUAAGACAGGGGUCGGCAACCUUUCGGAAGUGGUGUGCCGAGUCUUCGUUUAUUCACUCUAAUUUAAGGUUUCGCGUGCCAGUCAUACAUUUUAACGUUUUUAGAAGGUCUCUUUCUAAAAGUCUAUAAUAUAUAACUAAACUAUUGUUGUAUGUAAAGUAAAUAAAGUUUUUAAAAUGUUUAAGAAUGUUCAUUUAAAAUUAAAAUGCAGAGCCCCCCGGACCGGUGGCUAGGACCCGGGCAGUGUGAGUGCCACUGAAAAUCAGCUCGCGUGCUGCCUUCGGCACGCGUGCCAUAGGUUGCCUACCCCUGGUCUAAGAUCUUGAUGCAGGCAGUUCUUGGUUGGAAGGUCCCUGUCUGUGGAACUUUCUCAUUCAGGCAGGUGUCAGAUCUUGAAUUUGUUAACCUUCAGCAUGUUGUGCUAGGCUCAUCUUUUCAGCUAAGCCUUUGCCGACUGGAUCUAACCAGAGGCACUGGGACAGGUUCACACGGAUGCAACCCAGGUAGUGAGUCGCUGACAGCAGGAAGUCAGCCUGGAGAAGGGGCAUAGUGAUACAAACCAUCCUUGCUUCUCUUUCCUUCCUUAUCAGAACCCUAGGGGAGAGCACAACUGCCUGUAUUUGAGGUUUGAAUCUUUUCGUCAGUGCAGCCACUCUGACAGCACAGGGGAGCUGCAAAUUGCACUCCAUUAUGCCCAGGGGGUGAAUCUGGCCCUAUCCACAAACUGUAUGAAGACCACAGGUUUGGAAUCAAAAUGUCCGGAAAGAGAAAAAAGAAAAUUAAUAUUUCCAUCAAUCCCGAGAUGCCUCAGCCUGAAAUGAAUGAUACUGAAGUGAGACAAGACGACCCAGAGAGACUGAGACGCCAUAGCACUGGGAUCAUGGAGCCCACUCAGAUCACCGCGGCAAUUAUGAGCACUAUGAACACCACGCGCAUUGUCCUGGAGUAUAUGCAGAGCCAGAACAUGCCAAAGCAAAACCAGGCGAGGAGGCAAUUGCAGCGAUUGCAGCGCGGCGACGAGAGUGAUGAGGAAAUUGACAUGGACAUAGACCUCUCACAAAGUACAGGCCCCAGCAAUGUGCAAAUCAUGGUGUUACUGGGGCAGGUUCAUGGCGUGGAACACCGAUUCUGGGCCCGGGAAACAAGCAGAGACUGGUGGGACUGCAUCGUGUUGCAGGUGUGGGACAAUUCCCAGUGGCUGCAAAACUUUCGCAUGCGUAAGGGCACUUUCAUGGAACUUUGUGACUUGCUUUCCCCUGCCCUGAAGCGCCAGAAUACCAGGAUGAGAGCAGCCCUCACAGUUGAGAAGCAAGUGGUGAUAGCCCCGUGGAAGCUUGCAACGCCAGACAGCUACCGGUCAGUCGGGAAUCAAUUUGGAGUGGGUAAAUCUACUGUGGGGGCUGCUGUGAUCCAAGUAGCCAACGCAAUCAAAGACCUGCUGAUAUCAAGGGUAGUGACUCUGAGAAACGUGCAGGUCAUAGUGGAUGGCUUUGCUGCAAUGGGAUUCCCAAACUGUGGUGGGGCGAUAGACGGAACCCAUAUCCCUAUCUUGUCACCGGAGCACCAAGCCACCGAGUACAUAAACCGCAAGGGGUACUUUUCAGUGCUGCUGCAAGCCCUGGUGGAUCACAAGGGACAUUUCAGUAACAUCAACGUGGGAUGGCCGGGAAAGGUACAUGAUGCUCACGUCUUCAGGAACUCUGGUCUGUUUCAAAAGCUGGAGGAAGGGACUUUCUUCCCGGACCAGAAAAUAACCGUUGGGGAUGUUGAAAUUCCUAUCAUUAUCCUUGGGGACCCAGCCUACCCCUUAAUGCCAUGGCUCAUGAAGCCGUACACAGGCAGCCUGGACAGUAGUCAGGACCUGUUCAACUAUAGGCUGAGCAAGUGCCGAAUGGUGGUGGAAUGUGCAUUUGGACGUUUAAAAGCGCGCUGGCGCAGCUUACUGACUCGCUCAGACCUCAGCGAAAAGAAUAUCCCCAUUGUUAUUGCUGCUUGCUGUGCGCUCCACAAUAUCUGUGAGAGUAAGGGGGAGACAUUUAUGGCGGGGUGGGAGGUUGAGGCAAAACGCCUGGCCGCUGAUUACGCACAGCCAGACACCAGGGCGGUUAGAAGAGUACAGCAGGGAGCGGUGCGCAUCAGAGAAGCUUUGAAAACGAGUUUUGUGACUGGCCACGCUAUGGUGUGAAACUUCUGUUUGUUUCUCCUUGAUGAACCCCCCCCUCCCCCCCCCCCCCAGUUCACUCUACUUCCCUGUAAGCUAACCACCCU